Molecule: messenger RNA, 2973 nt
Organism: Anopheles stephensi (Asian malaria mosquito)
Lineage: Eukaryota; Metazoa; Arthropoda; Insecta; Diptera; Culicidae
Product: PHD finger protein 12
Exons: 6
Coding region: 105-2873 (922 amino acids)
Biological process (GO): negative regulation of transcription by RNA polymerase II
Cellular component (GO): nucleus; Sin3-type complex
Molecular function (GO): transcription corepressor activity; protein binding
Source: RefSeq, a predicted model, not a curated record
CGCUGUCAAUGCUUUCACAAACAAAGUGGUGCUUGCUCCGUGCGGGAAGUGGCUUUUAAUCUGGGCAUCUUCCGAUUUGUUAGUCCAACAUUUAUAGUUCUACAAUGAACGCCAAAAUAGGCAAGCAGCGUGCUCAACCGGACGACAUGAUGGCCACUGGUGGUUUGAUGCCGCUUAUUCAGGCGCUCAUCAAACCGCCGGAAACGAUUGAUUCGAUGGGGCGUAGCCAGCAAAAGCGGGCCAAUCAUCCGUACUAUAGGAAACCGGGCCGUGGACACAACAACGAUACGUGCGAUUCGUGCAAAGAAGGUGGCGCGUUGCUUUGUUGCGACCGAUGCCCGUCCUCUUUCCAUCUCAGUUGUCACGAUCCUCCGCUUUCCGAGCAGGAAAUACCCUUCGGGCAGUGGGUCUGCCAUACUUGCAAAUGCAAAUCCGCGCUUGAAGAAACACUGGGCAUAAGCGAGAAGCCAACGUUGCGCGACCGUAGCCUGUCGCUCAAAAGUUACAACUCCAGCAGUUCUGGUGGUAAGCAUUCGCACGAAAGCGACAACAAUGAUUCACUGGCAGGAUAUAGUGAACCAACCACACCACUGUCGGAAGCCGUUGCCCUCGAUUCCACUGGUUCGUUGGCGGGCGAGCUAGAACAGGUCGAGGCGAGCGUGGAAAAGCGAUGGGACGAGUGUAAACCCAUUACCCCAUUCGACCAACUAAUACAAGCGGCUCGAAUGUUAAACCCUAAACAGUUUGAGCUACCAUCGGACAUGGAAACGUAUUUCCCGUUUCCUGGCACAGAAAAGCCGGAAGGGCUCGGUAAGCGGGCGAAAUUGAAAAAGAUGCAUGAGCUAGAUAGCCAGGGAUUGGUGCCACUGCCUGCGAGAACUUGUCACAACUGUGGGCAGUCUUGCCGCAAGGCGCCACUCGUUGCUUGCGAUUACUGUGAGCUGGUGUUCCAUCAGGACUGUCUCGAUCCGCCACUUACAGCUAUGCCCACCACGAUGUGGAUGUGCCCCAAUCACGUGGAACAGUUUGUUGACUCUAAAAUGGUAAGCACCGUGUCGGCAACGGAACGUAUACGGCUGUGGAACCAAUUUAGCAACGAUAUCGAUCCCGAAAAAGUGAAAACGGAAUUUCUACGCAAAGUGCAUCGGAAAAAUCCUCCCUUCCGAUUGAAGCAAAAGGUUCGGCCGCGAACCAAAAUUAUCGUACCACGGUCGAUCGCGUAUCACUACCAGCACCGUCCACCGAUGCUCCCUUCGCUUAGCACGUUUCUGCGAUCGCGCCAAGCAAACCCUUCGGUGCAUUUUGCGGACGCACAACCGGUUCGAUACGAUGACGAAACGCUGCUGCAAAUUGUGGAACGUGAGCUGCAAGCCAUCGAGCAAGCGGAUGAACGAAUGGGCUUUGAAAAAAUGAGUACCGACAGUGAUGAUGAAAGCAAAGAAGUAGCAAAUGGGGACACGACCGAUGCAAAUGGUGCGAAUGCUGCGGGACACGAAAACGAGUGCAAUGGCGAGACCGAGGAAGCUAAAACGGGAAAUGAACCCUUAGCAAAGAAUGGACAGAACGAUGCCGACGAUAAAGAAGCAAGUUUAAAGGUUGAUGCCAGUCAGCGGAACGCGCUAGACAUGAGCCCAAGCUUAAAAGAUGAAAUUAGUGAGAAAAAAGAAAAUGCACAAAAGAAUCUGAACGAUCUGGUGAUGCGCGAGAUGGACAAUCUUGGACCUGCGUUGAUAAGGCUGUUGGCGGUGCAACGCAUGCAGCAGCUAAUAGCAGAUCAUCCCGAGUUUUUGGUUAGUUCUUCUACCUCUAACGGUAGUAGCGCGGCGGCACAGAAGGAAGCAAUCGAACAGAUGUGUCAGAUGGAUGAGGAUCUAAAGAAGAUGCCACUGCCCAGCGAGUUGCUUACGAAGGACGAUAUUGAGCGAAUAGCGCGUGACUUUGCUCUGGCCAAUAGUGGUAAUAUCGGGGUGAAAGAUCGCGGGCUGGGCAAAGAAGCGCUCGCUCAAAACCGACCGGAUAAGGGAAAAACGAAAAAGCAUCUCACAAAGCAGGAUGUGUCGGAUGCAACCGUUACUACCUCGUCCGCCAAAAAGGACGGCCUGACGGAGCUGACGAAUCGCAUCGUGAAUCAAGCACAGCAGCUUCAAAUUCGGGUACGAGCUGCCCUGACCUGGGUGAAUUUGGAUCAGGAGGGAUACUUUUCGUUCGAAAAGGUGGACGCUUCGGAUGCGAUCUGCAUGUCGUACCGUUCGUUUACCAUCGGGUCUGGACCGGGCAACGAUGUAACGCUGGCCAAGUACGGCGAAUGUUGCUGUACAUCGAGCCGCCAUGCGAUCAUAUUCUACGAUGAGGUUACACAAAUGUUCGAGUUGAUAAACUACUCCGAGUUUGGAACGGAAGUGAACGGACAUUUGUACGCUUGCGAUUUUAGUGACCAUUCAACGGUACGCUGUACGAGCGAAUCGUCCACCCAGCUGGAUACCCUUGCUGACGGUAAGAAAGCAAUAAGUGAUGGACAGGACAGCAGUAGUGGUAGUGCGGGUACGCAAGGGCCCGGUACAAAAGCUGAUCCUCGAAAUCAAAUCAAACAGGAGGUGCAGAGUAUACUCGAAAAAUCUCGCAAAACGCAGGCACAGUUGAGACAGGAAGAGUUUUAUGCUUCCACGUGCAUGGCCGACCGAUCCAUACCGCUGUGCAGAUGUUCGCCAGAGCGGCGAAUUCCGACGCGUGCGUGUGGUUGGGAGGGUAGUGCCAUACUGUACCAUGGUGCGCUGAUCCGCUUCGGUUGCCACGCAUUCGUUUUCACCAUCGUUGACUAUGAUGAUGGGCAGGAGGAGUUUGAAGACUCGUAUCGGGAUAGCGAUAGUGAUUAAUUUAACGCUUAUACAUUGAGCUGCAUUAUACAAAAAUACAUAUUGAGAUGUGAAAUAAAAUUGAACUGACGUGUAGAUGAAAAGUGAAUGUAGACCGUAA